AUGGAAGGCAAUAGUCCACACGAUCGGCCUGGGAAAAAUUAUCUCUUCGUGGUAAAAAACGCCGAAAAUAUUCGGGGGCGGCGGGACAAGGAUGAAGCGUUCGCCAUCAAUUCACACGUCGCUACUCACAAAGAACGCGAGAAGCGACGAAGGGCGAAGGUGCUGAAGGAUGAAACUCUUUUCAACACUGGGGCACCUACCGGUCAAAGAAGUGGCAAUUCUUCAACGACUCCAGAUCCAGUGGAAAGCAAAGAAGCCGUGCUCCAUGGGGAUGACGAGGGCCAGGGCAGCCGGACGGCCCAUGUAUCGAAAUGGAGAGUAAGGUUAGUGGGAGGGAGACGGAGACUGGCAGAGAGCCAACUUCUUCCAUUGUCCGCCAAACGUUCUGCACAAUCCCCAGGGUCAUCAAGAUCUCCGAGGGCUGAACGUGGUUUUCCAACCCGUGCAAAUGAUGUCCAGCCACAGGAGACUUACAGACACUGCGAUGUUGAGCCCAAUCCACUCACAUUGCUCGGCAAUGGCAGCUCGGAUCCAUUUGCAGCUGCAGCUCUACCGAUCAAUGCACUCGACAACAAUCUGAUUCAAUUUUGGGAGCUUCGCUUCAUGCGGUCGCUGUGGCCAUCUGGUAUAAGCGCCGCAUCAUCGAAAGCAGCAAGAUCGGCGUGGGUGGAAGAGCUGCGGGAGGCAAUUGCAAGUCAGGUGCAGCUUCAUGCCAUGUUUGCAGGUGCCUCUAUCUAUGUCUCACGCAUAAUGCAUCAAUCACCGCUGAAGUCGAAGAUCCUGUCUACCGCGUUAAGACACAAGAUUGCUUGUCUUUCGUCGCUCCAAGGACUCGUCAAUGGACGCGCUCUAGGAAUCAACACACUAAAGGGGGCUUACUUGGCCGCCAUGAUGCACUUCUUCGCAGGAGAAUUCCCCGAGAGCCGUACACAUUCUGAAGCUGUUCGACUACUGGUCGCCGAAGGGGGUGGGCUAGGCCAACUUCCGUGGACGCUGGUGUUGCGCAUUGUUCUCAUGGACAACCUGAGCUCUCAUCUCUUUAUGCGACCGCCUAGUUUUGCCAUUUGGGAAUGGGAUCCGGGACCUUGGAACCAACAACCAUUUGCCAAUUCUCAGCGAGUCCUUGAUGUUGCUAGAGCACAGUCCAGGGAUAUGCCGCUUCUCAAAGGUGAAGCGAUCUUCCACAAGAGCCUCGAUUCUUCCCUCAGACACUACUUGGCAGGUCAUCGAGAGAUCCUCUUGAGCAGACAUAUUGCUCAGGCACUAAAUCCUAAUGAUGGAGGCGGCUGUGACACGAAUGCAUCCGACACUAAGACUGCUGAUGCAAUUCAGUCGUGGGUUCACGUGCGCCGUUAUGCCGUUUCAGCGUUUUGCAUGCUCAUGUACCACGACAUUGUGGACAGAUACUCUAGGUAUACCAACAUGUCCGCGCGCAGACGGCUCGAAUAUGAGCUCGAGAAAUCGCUUUGCCUUGCCUUCGAGUACUGCCAGAGAACGAUCUUCGUCUUCAGCUGGGAAAGAAUUGCAAUGUAUAUUCCAUUUCACCAUCUGCGGGCUGAACUGACCCUGGUGUUACAACAUCUCUCUGAGCUUGAGAGACUGGAAGAAUACGGAGAGGUGCUGCUCUACCUGUUCUUCGUAGGAGCCGUGGCUGAGGAACUUGGAGAUAGAUUUUUCACAGACGAAAGCAGGGACCGGGGCUUGUCGGAAGGUUGGUUUUCCCGGCACAUGGCUGCCCUGGGGGGGAAGAUUGGAGUUUUCGAGUUUGAAAAUUCCAAGCGCCUGUUCCAGCUGUUUCUCUAUGAUGCGCCUGUGCUCGACCCUGUGCUCGAAACGCUGCUUGCCAAGCGGGACAUAUUCCUCCGGGAUGCGCCAGAUUUACCGCUCUGA
Molecule: messenger RNA, 1890 nt
Organism: Fonsecaea erecta
Lineage: Eukaryota; Fungi; Ascomycota; Eurotiomycetes; Chaetothyriales; Herpotrichiellaceae
Exons: 1
Coding region: 1-1890 (629 amino acids)
Source: RefSeq, a predicted model, not a curated record